Gossypium raimondii (Peruvian cotton) is the source of this 1321-nucleotide messenger RNA. Its product is annotated as heat stress transcription factor C-1. NCBI's taxonomy places the organism in Eukaryota, Viridiplantae, Streptophyta, Magnoliopsida, Malvales, Malvaceae. Gene Ontology annotation, molecular function: DNA-binding transcription factor activity; RNA polymerase II cis-regulatory region sequence-specific DNA binding. Bases 112 to 1161 code for a protein of 349 amino acids. Gene Ontology annotation, cellular component: nucleus. The transcript has 2 exons. Gene Ontology annotation, biological process: regulation of transcription by RNA polymerase II. The record is from RefSeq and is a predicted model, not a curated record.
UUCUUCUCCAUUUCUACCACAAACAUCUUCAUUUCAAGUAAAAUAAAAACCCAAACUUUUUCUUUAGUUUAGAGGGGAAUUGGCACAGAAAGGUUAAGCUAUGAUGCUAAGAUGGAGGGUAACAGUACCAAUAUUGUUGCCUCUUUCGUUGUGAAAACUUAUCAGAUGGUGAAUGAUCCGAUGACUAACACUGUGAUCACUUGGGGUAAAGCUAAUAACAGUUUCAUAGUGAUAGACCAUUUAGUUUUCACUCAGAGGAUUUUGCCUGUUUACUUCAAGCAUAGUAAUUUCUCUAGCUUCGUUCGUCAGCUUAAUACUUAUGGUUUCAAAAAGGUGGAUCCAGAUAAGUGGGAGUUUGCAAAUGAAUGGUUUCUCAGAGGGCAAAUGCAUUUGUUGAAGAACAUAGUGAGGAGAAAACAUAAUAAAAAUCUAAACAGGCAAGUGAAAGCUGAGGGUUUAAACGAGGAGGAGGAGGAGGAAGAAGAAGAUAUAGUGAUGGAAAUAGCGAAGCUAAAAGAGGAACAAAAGUCUUUGGAAGAAGAGAUAAAAGGCAUGAAUAAGCGUUUAGAAGCCACCGAGAGACGGCCGCAACAAAUGAUGGCGUUUCUUUACAAAGUCGUCGAAGACCCUGAUCUCCUUCCACGUAUGCUACUCGAAAAGGAACAUAAAAAGCAGCUUAACCCCAACAAGAAGCGACGGUUGAUGACGGUGAUGCCAUCAUCUGCACAGUCAUCCUCUUCGAGCCUGGCGGUUUCAAGUAAUUCAGUAAAAUCUGAAGAGGAAGACGAAUGUCAUGCAGGAACAAUUUCGUCACUAGAAACUGGAUACGGUAUAGGCAACAACAAUUUUCGUUACUCGAGUUAUCAAUCGUCGCCAUCGCCUGAGGAUUCUAAAGAGUUAUUGGGGCAUAAUAACAAUCAGUUUGUGGGGCAAUUCAUGAAUUACGGCUGCGCCACAGUAACAAGGCAAUUACCUUCGGUUAUUGUGGCUCCGUCUGUGAUUGUAAAUGGCUUGACGGUGUCGUCGUCAGUGACGAGUAGUAAAGCAGGGUAUGCUGAUAGGAAUGAACAAGUGGGUUAUUUUGGAGAAUUAGUGGCGGAAGAGAUGGAGGCGCGUCCACCACUGCCUUAUCCAUUUUCGCUGUUAGAGGGUGGCUUUUAGGUUUUUUUUUUUUUUUUUAGAUUGUUAAUAAAGGAGCAUAUAUGUAAUUAAAUGGUUAGAAGUUUAACUUGACUUCAUUAUGAAAGGUAUUUUCAGAUUAUGAAUAUUAAUAUUUUCAAAGUUUGUAGUUAGAGAGAUUAUACUCAAUAUUUAUUAAGAA